CGCAGGGGUCAGAGAGAUGGUGUUCGGUCCGACAGCCGCAGUCGCAAAGUGGGCCUCGCAGCCAAACGAACGGCCAUGGGACCCGGAGUGAACGCUCCGCCGCCUCUACUCGCUUCUCAGACCAUUGCCGUGCUGCUGGGCGUGCUCGUGCUGCUGGCGGUACCCGAGGUCGGAGCCUCUGGGUCAUCAUCAUCUGAAGCUGGACUGCCAGACGCCUCUAUACACAGUCGGAGGUUCAUGACCCCUUUCCGUCUGCGGCGGACCCCGCUGCAGUAUGUCGAUGCAGACUCUGACCUACCAAGCAGCGGUCGUUUCGAGCUGGCUCCGGGUGUAAGUGUCACCUUUUCAUCACCAAACUACCCCGAAGACUACAGCCCACGUGUCUGGACAUCAUGGCUGUUCACGACUGCGGAGCAAGGAUCUCUAACGCUGAGCUGUCCCGACUACCAGCUCUCCGACCAAGAUACUCUGCUAGUACGGCGGGGUCAGGAUCAGCGCGUCAAAUUUGAUAAGGACGCGUCUCCCGAGGUGUACUCCGACGCACCGCUUUUAGUGGAACUGCGCACACGGGGUAGAGGCAGAAUGCAGUGCAUGGUUCAAGCCCUAAAUGACGGCACGGUGACCCAGCAGAUGGGCGCUGCGACGGUCGACAGCCGUCAGCCGGUGGACUCUCAGACGAGACCUCAGCCCAGUGAGAGCGGCCCCGCGUCGACAGAGAACCGACUGCUGCUCGGUGAACAGUUACCAUCUGUACAGAACAGACCGCUCGGGCAGCCAGUACCGGCGGUACAGAACAGACCACUCGGUCAACCAGUACCGGCGGUACAGAAUAGGCCACUGGUGCCGGAGACGGGAGCUAUAAUUGGGGAGACAAAACCUCUCUUCCCCCAGACAGCAGCAAACAGGCCGCUAUUUCAGGCAGCGGGUGCCAUAGCGAAGCCAUUAUUCGUCCAGGAAGUUGAAUUUGGCAUCAGGCCGCUGUUCGUAGCUCAGGGUCCCGUGAAUGUUAUUUCCAAGCCGUUGAUUGCCCAGCAGAAACCCGUUCUGGCCCAGAGCCGGCCUCUGUUUCCGGCCGGCAGUCCAGUACUAACCGAGACAAAGCCACUUCUGGGUCUGCUAUCUGCCGAUGAAUCGGAAAAUAAACCACUUUUUCCACCGGUAGGACCGGCACGAAAUGUAAAGGAGACGCAAAAACAACUACCAAAAGCAAAAACACGCCAAACACCUUUAAAUAACACGUCGAAUAUGGAACCAGUAGAAACUGACGAAAUGGAACCAGAGGAUGACUAUUCAACCGAACUUCAAAAGUCGUCAUUGAACAGCGAAAUAUGUGGAAAGGUGUUACAAAAUACAAGAAUCAUUGGAGGCGACCUCGCAAAAGAAAAGGCUUACCCUUGGCUGGGUGCGGUGGCCAGCAGCAUUGGUUCAACUCCAUUCUGCGGCGCGGCGAUCAUCAAUGAACGGUUCCUAAUCACAGCCGCUCACUGCGUCAGAAGGAGGGAGCCAAAGCGUGUCAGCGUGCUGGUAAAGAAGUGGAAGCGGUUCCUGGACAGCAGCGAGCUCCGUCUGAGGCUGGAGAACAUCACCAUCCAUCCCGAUUACAACGACACCACCCAGUUUAACGACAUCGCAAUACUUAAGACGCGCCGCUCGAUGGCGGACCUGUUCUCGGAGCCGGACGGCCGGGUGCGUCCCGUCUGUCUACCCACGGCGCGCUGCUCCGGCGCCGACGCCGCCCAGCCCGCCUGCUUCGCCGGCCAGCACGCCUCGGUCGCCGGCUGGGGCAUCUCCAACACGGCACUGUUCUCGUCGCCGGCCGCGCUGCUGCACGUGCAGCUGCCCAUCCUGGAGAACGCCGCCUGCCGCGCCAGCUACCACCACAUCUUCCGCAUCACCGACCGCAUGCUGUGCGCCGGGGUGGACAAGGGCGGCAGGGACACGUGCCAGGGUGACAGCGGCGGGCCGCUGGCGGUGACGGACGAGAACGGCGUCUUCACCAUGGUCGGCGUCGUCAGCUUCGGCAAGGGCUGCGCCGAGCCCGGCAGCCCGGGGGUCUACACCAGGGUCUCAGAGUACUUGGACUGGAUCAUCGAAACAACGCGCCUGUAGAUGUCCAGAUUGGACUUCUGAUGGCGCAAACGCGCACAUUGUAACUCAAUCAUUGUAUUUAUUUAUCUUUCGCGAUAGUUUUGAUGUAGCUGCACACGCACAGUGCACGUACCGGUACGAGUCUGCAUGCGUAUGUAUGACAGUGUGGGGAGGAUAAAACUGCUACUUAAAAAAAAAAACGGGAAAGGUCAUUAGCUUUGUGGUCGUGUCGUGACCGACCCCGGUAGACAUGAUCACGUCACGUCAUUCCAGCUCGAACUAUGUAGGGUCUACGGUGGUCGGUGGCCCAGUAUCAGCGAAAUGAUCGCUCGUUCCGAACGUGACAUUGCCACCAUGCUCCGUCUCACCACCUGUCCGGACGCUCCUGAGAUGCUGCGUCGCCGAGUGUUAACGCUGUCCCAUUUGUCGUCUCGCUCGUACGCGCAAGUGAGAGUAGGCAGAUGGGGCUGCCCAGAGUACAGACUGAAUUCGCCAGAGCGGCUUUCUCCACAGGGCGGCGAAAUUGUUUUAAUGUUUUUACGCUGGAUGCUCCUUGCCGAGCUGUAGUUUUAACUCAAUAUCUUGCGCAAUUUAUUUACAACUAAGUUUGCUUGGAUUAAGCAUGAUUGUAUUGUAUUUUAUGGUUACCUUGUUCCUCUUAUCACACGAAAGGUAUUCAUGUGCAUUAUUUUUUAUUACAUAGUAGACACAAAAUAAUAUAUGUUAUGGAGGGUUUGAAUACAGUUUAUGUAUCUCCAUCUGUACCUGACUCUUGAGCCUUCAAAACCGCUGUGCCAGAUUAUUGACAGAAACGUUUUUUUUCAAACCCGAAUAAGUGCAUAGAGAUCCUAUACCAACAGUGCACACUGUACAAUAAAUGCACCUCUCAAU
Amphibalanus amphitrite is the source of this 2979-nucleotide messenger RNA. RefSeq lists its product as uncharacterized. Gene Ontology annotation, molecular function: serine-type endopeptidase activity. The coding region runs from base 76 to 2109 and encodes 677 amino acids. The record is from RefSeq and is a predicted model, not a curated record. The transcript is spliced from 9 exons. NCBI's taxonomy places the organism in Eukaryota, Metazoa, Arthropoda, Thecostraca, Balanomorpha, Balanidae. Gene Ontology annotation, biological process: proteolysis.